Messenger RNA from Didymodactylos carnosus, 213 nucleotides. The record is from the annotation of a GenBank genome assembly. NCBI's taxonomy places the organism in Eukaryota, Metazoa, Rotifera, Eurotatoria, Philodinida, Philodinidae.
AUGUCAAACGUUUCUGAGCUACGUGAACAAUUCAAUCGCCUUGAUGAGGAUAAAGAUGGGUUUAUUACGCUUGCAGAAUUUAAAGCAUAUCAUUCAAGAGAAAGCAAAGGUAAUAUGAACGAAUCGGAUAUAGCAAAGAAGUUUGCUGAUAUUGACUCUGACAAAGAUGGACUAGUUACAUUCGAUGAAUUUAUACAAGCAAAUAAACGUUAG